Molecule: messenger RNA, 16163 nt
Organism: Cinara cedri
Lineage: Eukaryota; Metazoa; Arthropoda; Insecta; Hemiptera; Aphididae
Source: the annotation of a GenBank genome assembly
AUGACCGAGGACAAGAACCUCACGCCGUUCUCCAUAGCGGACAUACUGAAGUCCAACGACCGCGAAGGAGGAAGACGAGGAAGCGAUGGGAACGGAGGUCCGGAACUACUUCGCUCGGACGCGAACUGCACCCACGGAGCGUUGGACAUGACCAACAACAAAUACGGCGUCCACAAAAAAGGUACGAUUGCUUCGCGGACAGCGUCUGGCAAUUGUUUAUAGGUUCCGUCGGGAGGUUUGGUUUAAUGAAGCGCCUCUGCUUGUGGGGAUUAUCGGAUAUAAUACUAUAAUUACCUUUCCUCUCCCCCCUAACCCAUGAAAAUGACGUUGACGCUGUAAGUGUUUGAAAAGAAGUAGGUACUUCAAAUUACUAUUAAUUUUGUUAUAUCUCUAUGAAUAUUGCGAUUAAGUGUAUGAUUAAGUUUACUGCACGGAUAAAAAAUAAAUACCCGACGUUUUUAAUUUAAAUAAAAUUAACAGUUUUUUUUUUAAUCAAAUAUAAUACUGCAAGAGUGUGUAGUUUAAAAAAAAAAAAAAAAGGAAAAAAUUUGAAGAAAGUUUGAUUCUGAGUACGCUUCUGGAUAGACUGGUAAUAACUGUGUCAUAAUAUAAUUUACAUAUUGAAGAUUAACGCGUAGAAAAUUAUUACGCAAAAAAUUACGGGGUCUAGGGAGCACAAAAGUUGUAAUUUCCCGGGCGAUUUACUCGUCGCCUCUCCGAACAGACGUCUUCGUGACGGUGGCGGAAACGAAUAUUUAUAAUUUGCAGAUUUUGUUUGAUCGAAAAUUUAAAAAAAUUACUAUAUUUUUCGGGUUUUUUUUUUUUUAUUAUUAUUUGCGUCAUCGUUAUACGGGCGCGAUAAGUGUACAUAACGCACACUUAGUCAAUGACUCGGAGUUUCCGUUGCAAAUAUUACUGUUUAAACACUUCAACGUUUAUUAAGUAUUUCCUCCGUGUCAACAACAUAAAGGUAUAAAGGUUUUGCGUUAUCGCGAAUAAUUGAAAAUCGCGUUAUUUACGUUUUAAACAUUAGGCAUACACUAUAUACUUAUAUAAUUAUUAUUUUCAGCUUUAACAUUAAUGUAAAUUUUAAAUUCUGAGCGUAGCGUUAAAUAUCCUUAUAACAGUUGUAUUAUUAUAUGUGCUUUUAGGUUCUGAGCAGAGCGAGGAAUGUAUUGGUUUUAUAAUGAUGUUUUUUUUGUUUUUUCUCCGGACAUUUUUUCUAUCGGUAAUUUUGCUCCUAUUUACAAUGAUAGAAAUUUUUCCAAAAGGAAAUCUUACUGGGUUUUUUUUUUUUAUUUUUUCAACUGUUUUCAUUAUAAAUGGGAAAAAUCUGAAAAAAACAUGGGAAAACGAUAAAAUAGGUAUUAUAUUAAAAAAAUAUUAUUAAAGAAAAUAUAUAAUGCAUAUAAAUAACCAUUUUACCAUAAUAUAACAUAUAUAUAUUUUAUUUUAUGCAUACAUUACAAGCAGGUACCCAAUUUACAAUUAAUAUAUAUAGUAUAAUUAAAAAUUACAAGUGUGAUAUAAAGGUGAAUACAAUCAUUAAAAAUAACUUAGUUUGGUUUAUGAAAUCAUAAAGGAGGGGUCUGAAUUAGCAAUAAACAUACAUCGUCAAAGUGGUUUACUUAAACCAUAAUUGUUGAAGGAGGUUGGUAAAUUAAAAAUGGUACCUAUGUUGACGUGUGAAGCACGGAGGGGCAUUUAUAGAAAUUAGAGAGUAGGUGUGGUAAGUCAAUCUGCCCAUUUAAUAAUUUAGAAAGAAAUUUAAAAUUAAUAACAUGCCACGAUCUGCUAAUGAAUCAAGUUUGAUAUGCUGUUGACAAAAUAACACUAUUAACCGAACGCUGCUCAUAAUCGUUUUUCGUUAGCAAUUUUAAUUGUCAAUCGUUGCAUACAGAUAUGCAUUAAAUACAUGUUCGUUUUUUUGUGAGCGUACUUUUCUACCGGAAAUCUUGCCCUAUCGGAAGAAUUUUUUUUAUACAAAAUUUUGUUCGGUUGUUGCGUUGGUUGAUUUUCAAUAAAAGUUGUUUUUAUAAUAAUUGAAAAAACGGUAGGUACUUAAUAUGUUUACAAUGUAAACAUAUUGUAUACAUAUGUUAACAUAUGUAAACUUUACAUAUUUACGAUUUUUAAUAAUUUUGAUUUUAUUUUUUAGUUGUAAUUCAUUACACGUGUCGAAACUUUCUACAAAACCCAAAGUAGUGAUUUAAAAAAAAAUAUUUUAAAUAAAAAUGUCGGUGUUACAAAUAUUUACUUACGGUGAGCCGGUCAUUAAUUAGUAAAGGAAAUGAAAACAGUUUAAAUUAUCGUAAAUUCCGAAAAAUUGGAAGAAAUUAACUAACCGUCGUUAGUAAAUAUUUGCAACACUAUAAUUUAUUGUUCCGAAAUUAAUUUAUAAAAUGGCCAUCUCGGAUUUUGCAAAAAAAAAUGUAUAUAUUUAUUUAGUAUUGUCAUUGAUUUUAUAAUGUUAUUAUGACCAAUUGUAUUAUUUAUUAACGGACAUGAUAUAAUACCUAAUUAAAUAUAUAAAAAUCAUUGCGUUCGUCUCGAGCAGUUAUUGUGCAUAAAAGAAAAACACUACAAACAGACUAAAGUAUUAUUACAUUUUGCCGGGUGUCCGUGAGACACCCUGUAUUAUGUUGUUAUAAAUAUUUUACUGUCGUCGGGCGAUGACACACACGAUGUACGUCGUGUAAAAAAACUCGAGUAGGUACGACUAUUAGGUAUAAAUAUAUUAUUAUUAUAGUACAAUCGUACAGGGUAUUGAAAUAAUACAUAAUGUUUCGUCCCAGGUAUUAUGCGCCAAACCGUGUUGUUUAUUCGGAAACAAAAUACAAUACAAUAAUAUCGGUUAUACAAUACCUAAUAAUAUAAUGGCGUUUGAAAGUAAACGUAUUCUUGUCGCGUACCCGAACCGUUUCAAAGAAAAAGGUUUACAAAAGAUCAAACAGUCGCCGAAAGUAAUACGGUAGCGGCGCCGAAUCGGUUUUGAACUGUUCUCCGGUCAAUUUUCAUUAUAGGGCCAACCGCCGCCUACCUAUUUAGGUAUUAACCAGGAUGACCGCGGGGUUACUUUAUCCGCCGGGACGGUAGCACCCCAUUAUCGUAAACAUUCGUCAAAAUGUCUGGCUAUUGAAAAUUUCUGUAGGUUCAAUAGGUUCAAUUCGGUGUCUGAAAAUUGCAUCCCCAAAAAAAAGUCAUAAUCAUAGGAUAUAGGGCGCGGAUUUUUAUGUAAAUCCGUAAUUUUAUCGAAUGCAGAUUUCGCAAUUCUGAUUAAAAAUAUUAAUACGUUCACCCUGAAUAAAAUACAAGUUUUUUAUUAUACAUAUUUCCACACAUUUCGAUGUAAAUGCAUAUUUUUACAUAUUUUACCAAUGAGUACCAAUUCAAUUUAACAGAAAUAUUGACACUUACGCCAUUAUUAUAUUAAAAAUAAUUUUCUGAAUACAAAUAAACACACAUCAUUGGAUAUUGAAUUCGUACCAUCUGCAUAAUAUAUCAAGAAUGAAAAUAUAUUUCCCAUUAUUCUUGGUCGGUGUUGAACGCUCCUUACUAGCCGCUACAAAUCAAUUUUGAGACCUAACCGCCUGCGUACAUUUAAAUUUGAUAAUCUCCGAAUGUACUUACGUUCUUUCCAAGAAGACGAAUAAAUGAAAUAAAUGAAUAAAUAAAAUAAAAAAACAUCUUAAGCUAUAUCUAAUUUAAUUUAAUUUAAAAAACCUAUAUCUACUACACUUGUUUUAUACGAUUACAAUUAAAAAUUAAUUUAAAACACGUGUACAUAUUUUGACUUUUUUAUUACAUAAAAAUCCGUGUCCUAUUCAUAUUCUUAUGGUGACCAGACGUACUCUUUUUCGUAUGACAGUUCUCUUUUUUGAUGCAUUGUCCUAUAUCCUUAACAAUUAUGUUAAGUACAUGAAAUUGUACACAUUUUUUUUUUUUCUGAAAAUAUAAGCUAAUACGUGUUCAUGUAAAAAUUCAUGUUCAUUAAAAUCAUAAACAUAUGAUUUAGUAUAGUUUGAUUAUUCAUUUAGAAUUUAAUAUUUUAUGGUUCCACCUAGGUAUUGCAUUACAAACGUUCGUAAGUGACUAACAAUGGUUGAAUUUAUUUAUUUUAAUUUUUACCUUUAAACAUUAAAAAGGCACAUGUUAUAUUUUUUUAAAUUGUUAUGUUUUUGUAAUAAAUAUGUAGGAACCAUAUAAAUACAUGUUUGUAUUUAUUUGAUAAAUGUUUACGUUUAAAAAUUAAUUUUAAUAUUUAUACUUUAGUUAUACGUGUGUACUUUAAAUUUACUUAAAAUUACUUAAAUUUCAAAGUAUUUUCAUCAUAAAAAUACAAACCAAAUUGGUUGAAAUUAUGAUUUCAAAUAAUUAGUUUUUAUAGUUGAUAAUAGAAAAAAUAAUAAUAGAAUAAUCAGAUAAAAAAAAAAUUAUAUAUAGAUGGAGAUGAGCUAUGCGCAAAAUGGGUAGAAUAGUAUACACAUUGGCCGAUUCUUUCAAGGGAGGGGUUUUUUUUUAUAAUGGAGGACAUCAAUUUUAAAAUGUAUGUUUUUUUGGAUUUUCAUAUCUGGUCACCAUACAAAUACUAUGUAAAUUGCGGCCCGGGUAUAUUUUUUAUAAUAUUUGUAUUAAGGUGCCACUUAUUUUUGAAGAAAUUCUAUCCAUUUAACCCCCUCCCCACGCUAUCACCUCGAAAAUAUGGUCUGGCCUUGACUAAACUUGAAUCCCUUGUUUGGCGCCAAUGGACAUUAGGUACACCACUAGGUAUAGUGCAAGAUAUUAAAACUGUUUCAACCGUUUAAUGGUUUAUUAAAAUGCGUUUUUGAAAUCUUAUCACUGCAGUAUUGAUUUUUGUUUGUAUUAUGCAUUGUUUUAAAGAACAGCACGUCUAGAAUUUAUUUUUUUUUCACAUUCCACAAAUACUUACUUUAAAAUAUUAAACAGUUAAGUAUAUCUUUGACUCAAUUUUAAAAAGAUAACAAAAUAUCAUAAUAUAUUAAAUUAGUGUACAAAAUGUUCGUAAAAUCGUUUUGAUAUAUGAACAUUAUAAACGGGUAUAAUGAGUAUGUUCAGCUAAACCGAUUAAAUAAAUAUUGAAAACCGAUUUAAUUUCAAAUCAUUUUACUGUCACGUCGUACAAAAGUACUAGGCGAACGAGACUGUCUUGCGCCUCUAAAAAUAUAAUAUGCUUGUCAAACGGACUUCGAGAAUUUUAUUGUUUGAUUUUCCUUUUAGUUUUCUUAAUAGUGGGAAGGGAAACGUAAUUUGAUUUUUUCGUUGUAAUCCAGUAAAAAUUAAUCGCAGAUAACGGAAAUUACAAAAUUUCAAAACAUAUUUAACCUAACUUCGCUCAGAAUAUUUGUUUGUUACUGAUGAUUUAUCGUUGCAGACGGAUAUACAUGUAAUUACCCUUUUCCUACCUCUUUUUCAGACUUCAACAAAUAUAGUUAUUAUCCUAUACAAAAUACGUGUUUACAGUUUUACUGUGAAACCGUAAACAUAAUAAUAUUAUAUUUUAUAGUUUCACGGUCGAUUGUGGCUUAUGUCAAAAGGUGACUUCCAUUCGCUUUUUGAGAUGUUAGGUGAGUAUACCAUUCUAAACAAAUUUUUUAACUUGUUUACGGGUGAGAUGUGUUUAUAUACACAAUUAUUUAGAUUUCAUAUUAUUGUAUUAAGAGUGUUCAAAAAUGAAUUGAAAAUCGUACAUUUUUUCUCUUUUCCAUUGGAUUUAAACGAGUACAAUUUCCACCGAUUUGGUGACCACCUAAAGAAGAUUUAUGAUUGUCCACUGUUGAAAGAAUGUCCGGUUUUGCAGCCAUUCGUAUUUGAGAAGUUUAAAGUGUAAUCAUUUUGUCCGUAUAUAUAAAAUGGUGGUUUACUAAAUAGUGCAAAUAAGUUGAGUUUUCAGCAUUUUCUUACUUUUAUGUUAUAUAAUAGGUUCUCUAGUUGUUCCUAAUUUUCUAUCCGGUUUAAGACUAUCAAGUGUAUGGUCCAUCUGUAAUAAUUAUUUGAAACGAUUUUUAUCAUAUGGCAAGAAUAUUAUUAUUCUCGUCGUUAUGAUGUAGCAUUUUAAAAUGUACGUAGUAGUACUUCUUCACUUUUUAAACCGCAAUAAAUCGUAACUUACAUUACUCGUUAUUCGGGAUAGUUAAUUAUAACUCAUUGUUAAGUUAUAAAAUGUAGUAAUCCGUAUAGCAAAUAGUCACUUUUGAGUAACUCUAUACGUGUCACGCAUUACUUUCCAGCUUUGCCGAGAACACGCAUUACUUUCCAGCUUCGCCGAGAACACGCAACUAUAGAAACCCAACCAAAUAAUAUGUUAUAGGUAUUAUUUUAUUCCGGUUUUCGGUCCCGACGAAUCAAUACAUCUGUCGAACAAAUUUAAAAACGUUUUGAUAAUAAUUAAUUUCUAUUAUUACUCGACCGCGGUCAUAGAUUUAACCGUCCUCUCCCCUCCCCCCUCCCCGGCCCGAUCCGAUCCCGUACACUCAUUUGCCACUUGCGUGUUGUCUAUACAACGUUUAUAUAAUUUGUUGAUUGAUUCAUUCUAUUUAUUGAAUAGCUUUAAGAGAAUAAUAUAAACGUAUUAUAUAUGCGUACGAUUAACUUAUUUAUUAGAUUGUUGUGCGCUCUUGUGUUAAAUUUUAACGUUUUUCUGAACGGAGGGGAAAAAUUAAAGCGUUCGAGUUUUAACGCGUAAACACAAUAUUCUUAAUUUAAGAAUAAAUAAACAGAAUUAAAACGUUCGUUAAUUAAUUUGAUAUAUUUAUAAACAUAUAUUGUAUUGAAUUAUAAUACAAAUAAAUAUUCACCGCUGCACUAAUAACGCGUUCGACGCAGUAAGUAUAAUAAAAUAUUAUAAAUAGUUUGUUUUCAUAAUAAGUCAACACUUUGGAAUUAAAGUUCUUCAACGAUACUUAAAAACACUUAAAAAUGUUCCAAGAACAUUUUUUUCCCUAGGAUAAAAUUUAUUUUCGUGCAGUUUAAUGAAAUUCUGCAUCGUUUUAAUGUCGUCAUUAUUACAGUCUUACAUUUUCUUUUCCAUUUUCUUAUAAUUUUCAAGAACAAAUUAAUUUUUUCUCUGUAGUACUUUCACGAGUAAAAAACAUUUUUUCAUAGUCUUAUUAACUAUUUCCUGCAAGUAUUUAGCGCAUCGGUUCGUAGCUAGUUAUUAUUAUUAUUAUUAUAUUAUGAACUCUAUUGGUAGUACGGUUUUGUUUUUACGACGUUUUGAAAAAAAUCUAUUCGAAAACGGGUUUGUCACUUGCGACUCUGCCGGAGGAAACUUUUUUAUUUUCGCCCACAAACUUCUAUAUAGGUAUGGUACCUAUAUUAUAUAGGAGAUCAUCAUUAUCCACUUGAACGCGGACGCAUCGGCGGUCGGUAGGACACCGCGGGACGGGGGCUGGACGGUAAUAAUGUCCCGGUGGUAAACAAAAAAAUAAAACGGUGGCGGGGACCCCGCGUGGUCGUCGUCGUCGGACGCAAACAAACGUAUCGCGUGAUGGGAGCAGACGUUUUGUUUGAAAAAGUCAAGUGAUGCAUUAACCGCGCGAGCAUCGCCGGUGAGUGCUCCUCGUCCCUAUCGUUUUAAUAAUAAUAAUAUCAUAUAUAUAUAUAUAUAUCUGAUUACCGAUGACGACCGCUUUAAUCAAUUAGAGGAGAGGAGAGGGGAAAAAAUGAAAAACGACAGAGCCUAGUGUGUUUGUGUGUGUGUGCGUGCAUACGUGUGUAAAGUAAAUGAACCUUAUGGUUCACUCGUGCACUCACACGAUCUAAAUAUUAUAUUAGGUAUAGUAAUUAAUUAUAUUCUUAUGUAUAUUAUAUCUACGGGGCUAAGAGACCAAACGCGAUAUUAGUCCAUGUCCAAUUUGUGAAGAUUUUAUAAGAGUCUGCAUACUAUAGGACGGGACAUACCUACUUCGCAUCAUAUGGCCUCGGGAAAUAGGAUAGUAUUAAUAUGAAAUAUCGAGUAUAAUAAUCCACUUAUCGUGAACCCGCAGCGAUUAUCUCAGGAUGUUUAAAUGGAUUCGAUUUUCGACCAUUAUUGAAUCGUUUAAGCUUUAUUUCAACACUAUUUUAAAUUUUCUACUUCUAUACCUUCUACCUUAUACCCGAAAUGAGUAUAAAAUUUGGAUUUUCAAAUCCGUACAAUACCAAUAACUGAUUUACUGUUUAUGAGUUAUAACGGUUCAAAGAUUGGAGUGGAGGAGUUUGGAUAUGGGUAUGCAUUUAUCAUCUAAAUUCAAGUUUAAACAAUUUGGAUAUCCGGGUAUAGAAUUUAGAAUUAAAUGUACCCGGCCUUACCAAACUAUUUAUCAAUAAUUUGUAAAUAGGCAGCUGAGAAAUAGAUUUUAUAUCGUACGAGGAGACACUUGUCAAACAGUUCAUUGUGUGAUAGCAGGGUGUAAAAUUGAGUGUAUAGUACAUCAGACUGAAUGUAAUACGAAAUAUUAAGUGUGCAUUAGGAAAUUAAAAAGUGUACAGUGGUUAUAUUAUGAUAUUUAUUAAUUAUGAUAGCUAUAAAUAGCCUAAAAAUAGCAAUUUCCUUUUUGGAUAUUUUACCUCGUCUACAAUAAUUUUUAACCGACUAACAACAAAAAACCCCAAUUUCAUACACAUUGCCGUAUUUCCUACGUUUUUUCUCCGUGUUUUCGUAACUAUUAGGAAAAUUAUACGGAAAAUAAAACAACAGUUAUUUUAUUCACAAACUAGAUAAAAUUUUUUUUUAGAAAAUAUGCUAUUCUUGAAAUUCGGACAAAGGUUUCGGGUAGAAAAAUAUAAACUUGAAAAUAUGAAAUAAUGAAAUCGUGUCGUAAUUUUAAAAUUUCGUAUGUUUCACUAGCUGUAUAUUAAAAGAGACAAAAUCGAUCACUUGUAAUUUUUCAAUUGGAGCAAUAUUUCUGUUAAAAACAGUUCGCAAAAAUUAAAAAGAUGAAAACGAUAAUGUCGUGGUGCACCGUAAGUAUUAAUCGUUUACCUAUAAUUUUCUUUCGGAUUUUCCCAAUUAUUUUAAAAACCCCUUGAAAAAUUAAAAAAAAUUAUCUCUGUAAUGCACCAACUAGAUAAAUUUUCUUUCAGAAAAAAUGCUAUUUUUAAUACAUUGAAGCAAGAUUUUUAGUAAACUAUUUGGAUUUACAGACAAAAAAAUACACAUAAUCAUAGUAAAACCAAUAGAUUCCUCGCCACGCUCCGAAUCUAAAAAAAUAUACAAAUUUUUUCCCUCUCAGAAAAUUUAAAAUCACGUCUUAAAGGUAGAUAAUAUAAUAUAAAUUUUGAGUUUUAAAUCUUUUUUUUUCUUUUUUUAAAUGGACCAUUUGUGUUUAUAAUAUGAUUAUACCUAGAUAUAGAUGAUGUUUUUAUGGAAAAUGCUACAGCGUUGAUGGCCGGAACGAGAUUUCUGAUGGGUACUAAAUUUGUUCAUGGACGGGAAAAAAAACACACACACCGCAGUAAAAUCAAUACAUUCCUCGUCGCUUUGCUCAGAAUCCAAAAAACGAACCGGUCGUUCUUAUAUCGAAUAAACUCGCGCCUUCUAUUUAUUCAUUUUUUUGCACACACAAUGAUAUUAAUUCGCGUCGCACAAACGACGACUGCGGUGUUUAUUGGCUCCAAUAAUAAGCUCCAUCGCUACGACGACGAAGAACGAAUAAUCAAAUUUACGGUUCAGUCAUUAUACGCACGUACCUACUGUUUACGUGUACAUACUCGUACGCGGGACAAAAGUCGUAAAAAACCGUUUAUUACUUUUAAAUGUGACGCGUGUGCGACAAUUAAUACCGAACGGCUUGCGGUAAACGUCGUCGGUAAAAAAAAAAAAUAACCCCAAAGUCCAUUAGCCGGUGUUGCGACGCGUGCUGUACGCGUGUCAAGGUAAAAGCCGACCGGGUUUGCCCGCAGUACAAGUGGUGCAAGUGUCACGCGUCACUACGUUCGUUAAUAUUCGCGGGGUUAGACAAGGAAAAAAAAAACCGGAAAACCUUUUAACGCUAUUAGCCAACGCCGUCACACGGACUGUUGUACUCCGGUGGCACCGACUUGUACGGGUCGUUGUUAACCGUUUCCGUUCGGUCAUAAUAAAAAUAAAUAAUAAUAUACGAAUAUUGGUGCGAACGACACUUUUCAAACAAACCCCGGCCCCGAGUUGAUAAUAGCCAGCGUAUAUGAUAUCAGCGCAUAUUAUUAUCCGCAGGCAUAUCGCUCGCGGUGUUCGGAUUAUAGUGCGGAAAAAACAAGCGAAUGUAUAGACUGGGAUAUAUGGUACGGGCGUAGCGUCAAGACAAGAAGAAACGACGGGGAAAAUUCGGGAAGAUUUAGGCGAGAGUAGACGAGACGAGAUAGGCGAGAUAGACGAGGUAUCACUAUCGUAAGUGUUGAUGGAAACCUGGGAAGAGAUAGACGGCCUUGGUUAGGUUGAGUUCAAUUUUCGAGAUACGGGGCGGUAAUUUCGUUUAAGUUUCUCGUUUUAUUUAUUUUUACGAUUCCGGGCACUGGGUAGACCGACGAAUAAGUGGCUAGAUUUGAUUAUUAGGGGAGGUACGUGGGCGUGUGAAAUAGCUGAUGAAUAACGGUGAUGGAUAAGGGGAUGUGAAGGGUGAGAACAAGAGUAGGUGAUCCCGCUUGGGUGAGAUAAAGGCGAAAAGGCAGAAUAAGAAUUUUAUAACUCAUAAAUAAUAUAAAAACCCGUCAUUAUUUUAUUCUUUGUUGGGAUUUAAUAGUCCAUACGUGAACAAUGAAACAAUUUCUUUCAAAAAAAUCAAAAGGUUUUUUAUUUAAUUUUUUUUUUACAAGUAUUUUAUGAAAAUACAAUUACAAUUAUAUGUAAAAAAAAAUUGUUUUUCCUAAUUGCAUGCCUUGGGUUAAGGUAUACUGUAUAAAUAGUCUAAAUUUCUUAACCCGGACUUGGCCACGCCCCCUUAAUAUUUUUUACUGCACUCGUCGACGAUUGGCUUAACGAUGGAAUAUAUAAAAAUAUAUUGCACCCAGACUUGCGAAAGCUAUCUUUAUACAAAUAUUUUAAGUAUAUAUACAGGUACUAUAAUAUUUUAAAAUGCAUUUCGAAUACGUAGAUACCUACUUGAUAAGCACUUCACUAAAAAAUUUAUUUUAGUACGAAUACAGAUACUUUUAAAAAGUAUGUAUAUAUUUUUUAAAAACUUGUAAUAAUUUAUCCAUCCAAUAGGAUAGAAUCAUUAAUAUGGGUUUUUUUUUUUUUUUUUGUCUGGUUUAAUACCAGAACAAGGUGAAAUAUCGAUUUCAUGUACGUUCCGAAGCGGUUUAAUGCCAUGCGUUUCGAUUUAAAACAUGGAACAAAAUGUUCAAAAAGACGAACGGACAUAACCCGGAUUAAGGGGGGUCCAAAGAAGGUCAUGGCCCCGGGACUACCAGACUCCCAGGGCCGCGGGUUUUGUCAACAAUAUGUUCUUAAUGUAUGCAUUUAACCAUUAACUAUUUGAUAUUUUUUAAUUGCCUCAUGAUGACUUAUUCGUAUUAUUAUACAGUAAAAACUACUAUACCUAUAGUGACUAUGUUAGAACUAAUGUUUUUAUUUAUUUGAAUAAUAUUUGUGGCUUUUGGAUUGACAUCUCUAUGGCAUCUAUACUGUUUAUUAUUUUUCUAUUGGUAUAACAUUGAUUAGACAAAUGUUUAAAAGAAACGUAAAAUUGUUAGUCAACGAUGGCCCAGAGGCCUCUAAAUGUCUUGUUCGCACCACGGGUGGGUCACUGUUGUAAAUGAGAACCGUGUAUAUAUUGGGUGUAGAUUGGAAGAUUUGCAAUAGGGGUAUUCAAAGACUAAAUGUCACCAUCUCCCGAGACAUUAAACGGUAAUUCAAUAUUGAAAUUAAUUCCAACUUUUAACACCUCAAUCAACCUGUAUAAAACAGCUCAAAUUUUCUAUAAUUCGCGAGAUUCAGCUAAAUUUAAUCCAAACGGAGUCACUAAAUAUGCCCAAAAGUUAUAACGAAAAAAGAUGUCUAUUGUCCACGAAGAUGUAUCCAUUGUAAUAUCUCCGGAGAUAAUAAAGAUAUUUAAGUUCUGUUAUUUCAUAUUACUCAUAUGGAUAAGGACUAUAAAAUAUUUAUAUUUUAAUUAAUUUUUUUCUUGUUUUAGUAAAAAACUUAAAAAAACAAUUUUUUAUUUUAUACAUUUUGAAAAAUUUGAAGAUAUCCAUUCUAUAAAGUUUAUUCAUAUGGAAAUUUUAACGUUUCGAAUUUUUAUUUUUGUAAAUUCGUGAUUUUUAAUAAUUUUUUAAAGUUUUUAAAAAAAAAACAGUCAAAAUGUAACAACCUAACCUUUAUGGUGACGUAACUAGUUACAUUGUGUGGGUAGAUUGUUACACUAUAACAUUGUACAUACAAAUAAAGCACAAUAAUAAUAAUAAUAAUAAUAAUAAGCACUUUAAUAAUCAUAAUCAGCAAUAAUAAAAAUGAGCAUUUUAAUAAUAAUAAUCAAAUCAGCAUCAUAAUAAUCAUCAAUAAUUUUAAUAAUACGAAUCGACAAUAAUAAUAAUCAUAAUACUUAUAACAACCAUCAAUGAUUAUAACUAAUGUUAAUGGUUAUUAACAAAUAUCAUAAUCAGCAUUUUAAUAACUUAAUCAACAAUAAUCACGAUAAUAAUUUUAAUAAGGGUGUAUGAAUGAUGCUGAUUUGAUUAUCAUUAUUGUUAUUGCUGAUUGUGAUUAUUGAAGUGCUUAUUAUUAUUAUUAUAAUUAUUACUAUGCUUUUUUCAUAACGCUUAUUACAAUUAUUAUUACGAUUUAUGUUGUUAUAAGUAUGCUGAUUAUUAUUAUUGUUAAAAGACAGUAAAAAAAAAAAAAAAAAAAUGUAAAAAUUAUGUUAGAUGUUUUAUAAAUCGAAAAACUUUUGUGCCAUACAUUUUUCUCCGUUAUGAAUAUAUAUUUUUUUUUGAAUAACAAAAAUCCGAUUUUCGGUUUUAUAUACACCGUAUGUUUGUACGAUAUCCGAAAAUGGCUGCUGGGGGUCGCGUCGCCGAGAGACCGGACACGGACCCCGGAACAAUCAUACACGUUUCCGUUUCGUAAGUUUUCGGGGGCGCGGUGACAGUGAUCGAGCGUAUAACAUACCCGUGUCGAGUGUUUAUGCCGCGGCGCUUUAUAAAUAUUAUUAUAUUAAAUCGGAUUCGAAGGGUUCACGGCGACACGAUAUUAUAUUAUUAUCACGCGUGUGUUGUUUAGUCUGUACGCCGUGUAAUACGGACGCGCGGUGUAAAUAUACAAGUGUGUGUGUGUGUAUACAUAUAUAUGUAUUUAUUUUUUUAUUUUUUUCUAAUAGAUUAUUACGCGCGUGUUUCAGACGAUCUUAAAUUUCACGACAUUGAAUACCGGAGGAGAAUCGAGCUGUUGGGCAACGGUGAUUUGAUAUUCAACCGGACCGGGGCCGACCACCGGAGCGCGCUGUCGCGAUUCCUGCGCACGCACACCGAGAGACCGCUGCACAUCCAACAGCGGAAAAAACGGUCGCGGGCCGCUUUUUCGCAUUCCCAGGUCGGUACACGACAUUAUUGUGACGACUUUGUAUCGGUACGGUAUUCGAAAUUCCGUGAACAUAGAAAUAAUAUCGUUAUAUUUUUUUUUGCUCUUCAAUCGCAACGAUAUUCGUCGGCUUUGGUUUAACGCUGUACACGAAACAACACCGACGAUACUACGAUGUUUUGACGGAGCCGGUGUGAGAUUAUCCCGGGGCGGCAAGAUCUAUCAGGGAUUAUCUUAUCACCCCCUCCCCCCUCAAAUCGACUGACCGGGGUAAACGUUGUCUGAGUCCAAAUAACACAUUUUCCGACUCCCGAUAACGUGUUAACGUAUCUUUUUAUCUUUCGAUAAUAAUUAACGAUUAACGAAUGAUUAAUAAUAAUACAUUUUACAAAAACUAUUCGCAUGUCGAUUUUAGAUUCUAAGCUAAGCGGAUUUGUUUCUGUGUGAACAACUUUUCCACCCAGAAAUAUUGCACCGAAGUAUCAAUUAAAUUUAGUCGAUAAAUUAUAAAGAUAUUCGUUCGAUUUUCCAAGCGGUUUUCUUAAUAUUUGGAAAAAACGGGAAAAUUUACCAAAUGUAUUAUUUUAAAUUUUUGUUUUUUUUUUUUUAUUGUUAUUCAGUCAAAAAUAUUCGUAGACUUGAAAUUUGGGCAGAAAACUUAAAUUUUUUAGCCAUUUUUGAGCCAUUUAUAUACAUUUUAAUUUUUCAAAUGUUUUACGUUAUGUUUAUUCGGUUUAUAACCGUAAAUAUUACUAUCCGAAAUUUAGCCUUUCAAAACAUAUUAUAACCAAACUCCACUUAGAAUCGUUUUUCGUUAACGAUGAUUAAUCAUUGCGUUACAGACACACAUUAAAUUCCCCUCUAUAGCCAACGUUUCCAAUUUCGCAUCUACAACAAUGAAUUGUCCAUUAUGCGGUAGUAUGCCCGUCUUUUUUUAACUUUGAUUUCAAACAAAUAAUAAAUUGUACGGUUCUAAUUUAACAGUUCGUUAGAAGAGGGGAACUUAUUAUUUUCGGCAUCUCUUUCAAUAAUUUUGGCCCUGAUGUUAAAAAUUGUAAAGUUACUAUUACUGAUACCGCGAAUCAGAUGAAUACGAAAAAUUAGUUAUUGUUUAUCCACGUAAAAUUUUUUGAAAAAUCUAGAGCGGAGAGGUACACGGUUUCAAGAUAACCAGGCGAAAUGUUAUAAAACCGUAUUUGUUCUCGGUUUGCAGGUGUUCGAGCUGGAACGGCGGUUCAACCAGCAGCGUUACCUGUCGGGUCCCGAGCGGGCCGACCUGGCGCACUCGCUGAAGCUCACCGAGACCCAGGUGAAGAUCUGGUUCCAAAACAGGCGGUACAAAACCAAACGCAAACAGUUGCAAACGUCACCGGCGUCCGGAGACCGUUCGUCCGGUGGCGGCGGCGCCGCGGACGGCGGUGCGCCGGCAAAACGGGUGGCCGUCAAAGUGCUGGUCCGGGACGAGUGUUCCAACAACAACAACAACAAUAAGACGACCGCCGUCUAUCACCAGCCGCCCGCGGGAUACGCCGGGCCGGGGACGGUGGCGGCUGCGGCGGCGGCGGCGUCGGUAGUGGCCGGCGGCGAUUACCGUCUGUUGCUCCAGCAGCAACACCAACGGCAACAACAAAACCAUCAUCAGCUCCACCAGCAGCACGCCGUGCACCGCGGUGCCGAACUGACUGCCGCGGGCGGUUACCAGGCAUUCGGUAACGGCGCCGGGCUGCAUCACUUUCCGCCGUCCAUGGCGGCAGCGGCCGUGGCCGCGGCCGCGGCGGCCGCUCCUUACUACUGUUACCAGUACGGACCGGUCAUGGCGGCGGCGUACCUGCACGAGCAGCCCGGGAGCCGGGUGUCGUCCACCACCACCACCACCACCACCACCACUUGCACCGACGAACAGGACGACUCGUCCAACGACGGCAGCGAGUGUUCCAUAAACGUCAUCGACGAGUGUCCCACGUCCACCACGGCCUCCGAAUAAUCUAUCCCGUAGUACAACCUAACCGACCGCGGCCGGUUUCCGGCACGCCGGGCCGCGGAACGUCGACCGAUAUUAUCCCACCGCGCGACCACGCCCUUCUCCGGUGUUCAGCUUUGUCCCCGCGCUUUUCGCUCUCGGAAACGUAUAAAUCCGGACCGCGCCCCGCCGUUAGGGUGGUUUUACAAUAUUAUUGCGUUAUCGUGCGUGUUCUACGAACGUUUCGGCUAAAAUUUUCUCCCGACAAAAAUACGUCUCCGGAAUCUGUUGUUUUUUUUUUCCCUAAUGUUUCGCCGUAUGGAAAUGUCCGCACGUUACAUUCGUCCCGGCCGCCUGUUUCGUGAUCAUCGCGAACCCGCGGGCCGGCUGUCGACCGCGCGGUGAUGACGAAAUCCCCGAGUGCGUUUUCCGAAAACCGCCACUCGCACGCGACCCCUUGGUUUUCACACGUCAAUAUUUUUCUACAAACGCAUUCGACAAGAGAACGCUGUUCGGGGCAAUUAUCGCGGUGCGCGUUACGCGUACAAUAUUUCCACGCCGCGUUCGAACAAUCAUUGUGCGCGUAUAGCAGUGGCCGGUAACGAAACCGUGAGAGAUAUCACUUUGUGUAUUGUUACACGCAUCCGAUCGAAAUCGCAGUCUCAUUCGCGACGCUCGCCGGUCCUAUGACGUGUGUAAUUGUUACGC